UGACAUGCAGUCAUUGUGUGUGGGAGCUGGGAGGGACCAGGAGGGAGGAGGGCCCCUGCCCGGGGCCUGUGCUGUGGGGACAGCCGUGCAGGGCCUGAUCGGAGCACACAGGAGCUGACAGGGAGACUGGACGGCUGGCUGCAUCUCCUGGCAGGGGGAACUGACGCAGGGGAGUGGCCCUGGGGGCCCACCGUCAGGGUUGGACCUACCCGGGCCAGGGGGCGUUACCCAGUUGCCAGCAUCUGCAUGGGGGUGCAACCUGAGGAGGGCUCAGGGUCUCCUGCCUGACCCUGGAGGGCACUGGCCCUGCCUUCUCGCCAGCCCCGAGAGCCCCAGGCCCACCUGCAGGAGAGCAUGAGUGAGCAAGAGAGGGAGGCAGAGGAGGAUGAAGGAGAGGGCACCUCGGACACAGCACCCAUGCUGCCCCGAAGGCCCCCUGCCCUGAGAGGCCGCGGGGGGCCCAGCCUGGCCAUCAGAGGCCUCCGGACCCUGCUGCUGCCCGGCCGCGCCCUGGCUGGGCUCCUGCUGCACCUGCUGUUGCCCGGCACCGUCUUUCUUCUGGCUCUGCUGCCGGCCGCCGCGGUGGUCUACCUGGGGUUCCUGUGCCACUCGAAGGUGCGCCCCGCGCCCGGCGCCCGCUGCCGCGCGCUGCUGUCGGACCGCGGCUCCGCGGCGCUCAUCGUCCUCGGUUUCCUCGCGCUGCCGCCGCUGCUGGCGCUCGCCUCGGCCGCCCGCGCCCGCCUGGCCCUGCGCCUCCGCGCGCUGCUGCCGCCCCCGGCGCCGGGCUCCCGCGCCGACGACGGACCGCAGCAGCUGUGCGCCCGGCUGUGACCCCUUCCCGGAGCCCCGCACGCGUCCUGCGACCCCAGGAAGCCGCUGCAGGCCGGGGCCGAGCCGGGUGCAUCCGAGGUGCGGGGCGCCAGGUGAGCGUGAGGGCUCACAGGCCCCGCAGCCACCCGGGGUCCCCUCCGUGUGCUGGGACCACGCGGCCUGCGGUUCACAGACUCGGGUCCUUCGUUCUCUCUGGAACGUUCUCAGCCCGCCCCCCAGAGUUGCCUGCAGCGGCCGAUUCUCCCCACUCCCCCACCCCUCUCUCCCGCCCGUCUCCCAGUCCGGUGCGGCUCCUGUGGGUGCGCCUGUCGGGGGCCUCGCCCUCUUCAGGGCCUGGCAGGCCGGUGAGCCCACCUGAGCGCCAGUUGCAGCUCUGGCCCCUUCACUUCCGGUCCAGCUCCCUGCCCAUGGCCUGGGAAGGCAUCCAAGGGUGGCCCAAGUGUCUGGCUCCUGCCCCCGCGUGGGAGACCCGGAUGGAGGCCCAGGCUCCUGGCUUCAGCCUGGCCCAGCCCGGGCUCCCGCAGGCAUGGGCAGGGUGAACCAGCAGAUGGGUGUCUCUGCCUGAUGCUCUCUGCCUUUCAGAUGAAUAAAUUCCUAAAAAAUUAAA
Messenger RNA from Oryctolagus cuniculus (rabbit), 1438 nucleotides. RefSeq names its product transmembrane protein 278 (gene TMEM278). Gene Ontology annotation, molecular function: PDZ domain binding. Lineage: Eukaryota; Metazoa; Chordata; Mammalia; Lagomorpha; Leporidae. Gene Ontology annotation, biological process: negative regulation of canonical Wnt signaling pathway. Gene Ontology annotation, cellular component: plasma membrane. The record is from RefSeq and is a predicted model, not a curated record.